Molecule: messenger RNA, 1282 nt
Organism: Papaver somniferum (opium poppy)
Lineage: Eukaryota; Viridiplantae; Streptophyta; Magnoliopsida; Ranunculales; Papaveraceae
Exons: 3
Coding region: 1-1131 (376 amino acids)
Source: RefSeq, a predicted model, not a curated record
AUGUUAUGUGGUGUAGCUGAUGAAGUUUUAGCAAUUAUGAAAUCCAAUGACCAAAUCUUAAUGACUUCUAAUAUCAAGAAGAAACUAGAGAUUGAGAAACUAAUAGGACAGCAGAAUGUUGUUAAUGAUGCUGAUGAUGAUGUUGAGUUUUAUCAGCCGAAGAAUGAAGAUACUUGGUAUGCUUAUAACAUGUUGAUUGCAGAGAUUGUGCAACAUGUUGAUGACAAAGUAGCUGCUCAUAAAGUGAUAUUAGGUGUUGUUGCUGAUCGGAUCCUGUCAGCUUUGAGUAAUGAGGAGAAUUCAAAUUGGCUUAAGAAAACCAUCAUUGAGGGCAACUUAGGGCCUAUUUCCUGGGAAACUUUUGAUCAAUUAGUGUUCAUUAGUAAGCUUAUUCAUGACUACCAUUCAAUCCCUGACAUGAAGACAGAAGAGCCGGCGUACCGAUUAUCAUUACCAAGUACCAGUGGUACUAGUACAAGUGUUGAUGAUGAUAAACAUGUUGAUCUUAAGCCGGUAGUGUUUAUUGGACCUAAGCCUAAACUAGAAUUGCUGAAUGAGGAAGAGGUUGAAUAUGAAUAUAUUGGUGAAGAUGGACCUAAGCCUAAACUAGAAUUGCUGAAUGAGGAAGAGGUUGAAUAUGAAUAUAUUGGUGAAGAUGGAACUAAGCCUAAACUAGAAUUGCUGAGUGAGGAAGAGGUUGAAUAUGAAUAUAUUGGUGAAGACGGCGAUGACGAACAUGAGGAGGAGGAAAGAAUUGUGGAAGAUGCUGACUGCCAUCAGGUUAAACAGGAAGAAGUUGUGGCAAAAGAGCAGUCGAAUGUUAAAAGGCUGAAGAGGUCUGGGCUUAAACUAUCAUUCCUGGAUGAGGAAGAGGAAAUUUUUUUUGAUUCAAAUGAGGAAAUUGAACAAGAGAAUUUUGGUGGCGACAAAGCAGACCAACGGGAGGCUUCGAUUGAAAGAACUUUCAAAGAUGCUGGCUGCCAUCAUGUCAAAGAGGAAGAAGAGGUGCCAAAAGAACAAUUCAAAGUUGCAAGUCCAAAGAGGACUGCGGAAGAUUGCGAAAGUAGUGAGGAUCCAGAGUCAUGUCAAGGAAAAAAGAAGAAGAAGCUGAAAGUUAUGUCCCUGAGAUAAUAUCGACUAAAGCAGUAAUAUGGAGAUUGAGCUAGAUAAUAUACUGUUUUUUUUAGGAUGAUUUCAUUUUAGUGGCAUAGACAUGAACUGUGUCAGUAAUAUUUUUGUCAGUUUGGAUUAAUCUAGUCUAGAUUAAACGAUUUAAUUCUUC